GGCAAAGAAGCACACUUGAAUCCACGGUAAAGUGUCUUUCGGCUAGAGAGGUUAGUGGAGGUAGAUGUUUUAUCGACUCUUCCAUCGUGUUGUGUGAGCUAAUCAUCAGCAUGUGUUUAGCGUUAGGCGUGCUUCUUGAUUGGAAGCGUGUGACUCCCGUCGAGCACAUCGCAGGGAAAACCAGGAAAAUGCCAUCCUUUAUGUGUUUGUGUGUUGAUGUCGAGCAGAGGACUUCAACAUGUUCCCAAACGUUCCUGUGUAUUCUGACGCGGGUAAAACCGCUGGAAGUCCUUCCGGGAGUCCCGGAGGUUUUCCCCAGACUCCAGCACAUAUUUUUCAGGUGCAGCUAGGCAUCAACUUGGCAGUUUUGAUGAGAAGGACCGGCGUUCUGCUGUGUGCAAUGCUGCUGCUCAACAUGUUGGCGUGCUGCAUCAUCGUUGCUCUUAGCUGGAAGAUCCGCCAGGACCAAAGUAGAUUCCUCAAGUUGGUUCCGGUUGCUUCCAGACAGUCGGGUCCAUCUUUCUGGAACUCGGAGCAGCGGCGAUUGGACUUGAGCGGGCCUCAGGACUCGUGUGAAGCAAACCGCAGAAUCGUCACGCAGCAAGUCUGGGACUACUACAUGAUGCCCAGCCGACUCCAGGACUUCCUGCUCUACAUGCACUGCAGGAAAUCUAAUGUUCUUCAGGCUCCGGGUCCAGCGUGCCAAGAACCAGAUCUUUUCCUACUGAUUGCCGUCAAGUCUCUGGUGCCACAUUUUGGGCAGCGGCAGGCUAUCCGCCAGACAUGGGGUCGCGCUGGCGUCCUGGGCAACCGCACGGUGGCUACCGUGUUCCUGCUGGGACAGACGCCAGCUGAGGACCACUACCCGGACCUGCAAGGAAUGCUCAGUCGCGAGGCUGAACUUCAUGGGGACCUUCUCCAAUGGGAGUUCAGGGACACGCCCCUCAACUUGAGCCUGAAGGAGGUGCUCUUCCUUCGCUGGUUCCACCUCAAUUGUUCACAGACUCGCUUUGUCCUCGAGGCCCACGACCACACCUUCGUCAACACGUUCAAAGUGUUGGACUUCCUGGAGACAUCAGCCCACGCAAGCAGCCGCUUCCUGUUUAGCGGUAAUGUCAUCAGCAAUGGACGGCCACACAGAGACCAAGCCCGGCUGGACUUUGUCCCACCAAGCAUAUUCACAGGAGUGUAUCCACCUUACGCCAUGUCUGGGGAGUUCCUGCUGUCGGGUGAGGUCGCGUUACGCCUUCACCAAGUUACACAAAACGUCCUCCUUUUCCCGGUCCAUGAAGUCUACAUGGGCCUGUGCCUCCGCAAGCUAGGUUUGGUCCCACAGAAACAUCCAGGGUUUGCCACACUCCCUGUACACCAGGGCCAUGACGAUGACGAGGAGAAGUGCGGCAAGGACUGGUACGUUUGCAGAAAACUGUUGCUUGUGAGCGGCUGUACACCACAGGAGAUGAUUAGGAUGUGGACCACAGUAGGGAUGCGGGACUGUCUGGCAACAGAUGCAAUGCAGGUGCAGAGUGAAAAUCCAGAAUACAGUGAUCCCUCGCUACAUAGCGCUUCAAACUUUGCGCCCUCAGUCCAUCGCGGAUUUUUUUUCAAUUAGAUAAAUUAAUGCUGUAUUUUAUAGAGCUGUCCCGAUCCGAUUAUGUAGUCUCUCACUCUU
This is a messenger RNA of Corythoichthys intestinalis (scribbled pipefish), 1672 nucleotides long. RefSeq names its product UDP-GlcNAc:betaGal beta-1,3-N-acetylglucosaminyltransferase 2a (gene b3gnt2a). The record is from RefSeq and is a predicted model, not a curated record. Gene Ontology annotation, cellular component: Golgi membrane. The transcript is spliced from 2 exons. Gene Ontology annotation, molecular function: hexosyltransferase activity; UDP-glycosyltransferase activity. Bases 239 to 1612 code for a protein of 457 amino acids. Lineage: Eukaryota; Metazoa; Chordata; Actinopteri; Syngnathiformes; Syngnathidae.